CAUUAUCAUUCAACUUCAAAUAUUUAUCCCAAGGAGUUUUAAAUUUUUCAAAACCAUCCAAUAUUUCGAAUAAAUACUCGUUUGUCGAUGUCGUCACCUCUUUAUUUGUCUAAAAUUGUUUUCCACGUAUCAUUUUUUAAUUUUGGAAAUAGAAACUAAGCGGAGGGAUCCAACUUGGACAGUCGCAUUGGUGGUAUUGGUUGAAAAACCUGUAUUUUCUUUUCAGGGGUAUGUUGGUGUCCCAGGUUUAUCAAUACGAUAUAUUGAUGAAAAAAUUCGUUUUCAUUUUUCAUACCUCUUUCAUAUCUAAUAUAUCUUGCGAAAUAUUGCAUAUCGUUCGAUUGAAAUAUUUGCUUCAUAAAUUAUCUGGAGUACUUUUAUUCUACGACCUCUAAGAACAGGGGCACGAAUUUCAACAACCAUUUCUGAAGUUUCUUUUUCAACUCGUAGUACAUUGUUGACUAUGAAAAGAAAUAAAUUAUUCCGUACCUUGGUUUUGUUUCCACUUUCGACUCAUUUUCUAGCAAUUAUUGAUGAAUAUCGGUUGUUUGAAAAUCACAUCAAAUUUACUGAUAAUACGUAUGAAACUAUUUAUAGAGUAGACAUCAAAUUUUCAGGAAAUUUCUGAAUUCCUCUUUUUCUUGAUGCAUGAAACAUAAUAUGAAACAUAAUUUUUAACAACAGACAUAAUCCACGACAAAUGUUAUAACUAAUAAUCUACAAAACUAUUAGCGGAUAAUGCUGGUGCAUUUGGUAAAAAAUUUUUGAAGUACGUAGAUUUCAUUAAUUGAUUAUCCUCAAAACACCAGGCUUUUUGCAAGUUUUUAUACUUUUCCUGAAGCUAACUUAUUUCUGAAAAUAUAUAUAAUAGUUUUAUUAUAUAUAAUAGUUUUUUUGGGAUUCACGUGAAAAAUCCUGUACUAACUAAAAUUGAACAUAAUUAAAGGACAUUUAAUAGCAACUUACACAUAGAAAAGCAUACAAUGGAUGACGUAAGCGAUCGUAAAACAAAAUUUCCGAGUAACAAUGACAAACAACAUUUGUCUGUGUAAUAGAAAAGGAUAAAGAGACAUAGUAUUCCUUGAGAGUGGAAAAAGAUUGUUCAAAAUCAAGGUAAACAUAAGUUGUAGGAGAAAGGGAAGCAAUGAGAGUUGUGCAAAACUAAAAGAGAUGCGUUCAGUCAAGACAUGAAUUUGUAACUAUUCGCGAGAUCAAAAUAUCAGUGAAGUCUUGUGAUUUUGGAGGCUUUAGAGUGAGGAUUUAGAGGAAUAUGACUGAACAUGUACAAGAUGCCUCAAACUGUUCCUUCUGCAGGGUUCACACCCCCUUGUGAUUACAGUAACUUUGCUGACAACUUUGAUUUAUCGCUUCUACCAGGAGGCGAUCAACCAGUAUCACCAUCGACGCAGUUCUAUCCCCAAUCAUUCGAAGCAGACAAAUUGUUCCAGCCCAAAAUAAUUACAUCGUUCUGUCCAUCUCCAAAAUCGGAGCAAGAAUCCGAUUUAGAACAAUUGGCUCCAGAUUUUCAAACUCUGCUAGUACCAGACGAUACUAAAAAAUAUACAGGAAGUAUUUAUUUAGACGUACCGAGUCCUUAUUCUCCCAUCUCACAAGGAUUAUUAUCUCCUAACGAAAAGUUCACCAAUUAUAGGGAUACCAAUUAUUAUCCCAGUUCUCCUGAACAAUCGGUGUAUACUCCCUCUCCUAAUUCCAUCUAUUCUACAUCACCUUGUGGAGAAGAUUAUUUACAGAACCAAUUCAUUAAAAAAGAAGCUUCACCCGUAUCGAAUUUUUAUAAAUUUACUGUCAAAGAGGAGACUUUCCUUUUACCUACAAGUCCUGCAUCAUACACUUCUAAUUCCUCGGACAAUCAAAUUUGCUUGCAAAUUGACAACACCGAUGUUCUGAACCUUCUUAGCACAGUCGGUAUUGAGAAAGAAAUAAAAAAAGAAGCUACUGAUAGCGUCAACAGCUAUCAAAGCACACAAACUCUUCGACAAUUAUUGGAAAAAGAUAUCAAAAGUCCAGAAUCUCAAACUGUACCUGAACAACCAAAAGAUCAUCAAUUGUUGAGAGAAGCGUUAAGAGACACUAGCUAUCAAAAAAAAUUCAACAUCAAACCGAUCGACUUCGAAUUUUGGAGAGAGAUUAAAAUGGAGGAACCCGAACAAGAUGAUUUAAUGAGAACUUGUAACGAAGAGAUUGUUAAAGGUAGCAUCGAGCCUGUUCUGGACAUGGCUAUUGAACAAAUGAGGAAAGAUGUGGGUAAUACGUGCGCAGCGCUAGGAAUUUCAGCAGAUCCUUCACAGUGGGAUUCAGCCAGUGUGUUAUCAUGGAUCAGGUGGACAUCUAGGCAUUUUGGUCUAUCAGAACCAGUAUCAGAACAAUGGGAUAUGACGGGUUCUAAACUGGUCACCCUUUCCGAAGACGAUUUCACCCGGAGAUCACCUCAGGAAGGUAUGAUACUUCACGCACAGCUAGAAAUAUGGAAAGCUGCGUAUUCCGAGGAUGAUUUAGGCAUACAGUGGAGACCUGAAACAACGUCAAGCAAUGCUUCUAGUGGAGAUUUAUCUGAAGAUGAAGAAGAAGAAACUUUAUCGCCGCCAGAUGUAUCAAAGCCCACUACUUCGAGAUCAGGUUCUCAUAUCCACUUAUGGCAAUUUUUAAAAGAACUCUUAGCGUCUCCCCAAACAUACGGCUCAUGUAUUAGGUGGAUAGAUCGCUCAAAAGGAAUCUUCAAAAUCGAAGACUCGGUUAAAGUUGCAAGACUCUGGGGUAAAAGGAAAAAUCGUCCAGCAAUGAACUACGACAAACUCAGUAGGUCGAUCAGGCAGUAUUAUAAGAAAGGCAUAAUGAAGAAAACCGAAAGAUCGCAACGGUUAGUCUAUCAGUUCUGCCACCCGUACUCGUUGUAAAGAUCUGUUUGCAGCUACAAUUCUUCUUCUGAAAAUUGCAUCGAAUGUUUAAAAUUAAUUUUCUUUGAAACGAAACGAAAACAUUUGGGUACUAUCAGAAAAUUGGUAAGGGCAUAUCCUCACCGUGUUCUUUUAAAAUGUAUGCAUAAGUUUGGAAGAAGAAUUGUUUGUUAAAUGUAAAUAGCUUCACUAGAAUACCAAAGUAACUUGGGUGGUGAACUGGGUAGAGGUGAUGGGUAAUAACUAAUAAAAUGUAAUACAUUUUGUUAUCAAAGUGUUAAAAAUAAGCUAUAGGGUAUUACUAUAGACUUAUGAUACGCUAGUUAAGCGUAUUAUUUUAAAGGAAGGUAAUUUCCGAUAAAAAAAUCUUAAUUGUUAAGUAAAGUAUUUGCCGAAUGUGAGUAUUGUUUUGAAGAAACUUAGUUAAAGAAUCUUCUUAGUGAGAUGAUAACUGGUGCUCAAGUUAAUUGUUAACUUUAGAAGCUCGUUAUUGUAAGAGAUUUGCUGAAGCUAAUGUUUCUUCAAAUAUCUCUUUAAUUUCGGUGAUUUCGGUCCCAUAUAUCUAUGAUAUAUUACGUAAGUAAGUUCUAUGAACAAAUUUGUAUUUGAUAACUAUUAAGAAAGUCGCAAUAUGAAGUAUAGUGAAGGUAUUUUGUAAAAAUAUUAAUAAUUAUUUCUAUACGUGUAUGAAGUUACUCCAAAGUAUUUGCCCACCCAGAACUAAGCAUUUUAUAAAAGAUUUCGCUAGAAGACCAGAGUAAUAUCAAUUUUAACUAUUUAUUAACAUUUAUUCAUUCAUUGUAACAAUUGUUAUUUAUUUCUAAUGUUUUUACCAACUAUUAAUUUCACUACUUCGAUAUUGAUUAUCUUCUAAUCUUAAUAUUAUAGUUAUUCCUCUGAAAAAUAUUUUUGUUUUUGCCCUGCAUAAAAGAGAGAGAGAGAGCUAUUUAUGAAUAUUAACAUAUCUAGUGCUAGUUUUCUCACCAAAACUCUUGUGCAGUUCAUUUAGCGUUCGAAUAAAAUAAUUUUGAAUAUUGAUUCUUCCCCAAGUACACAAUUUCUCGUUUUGGUAUUCCCUAUAUAUAUUUUUCUUCAAUCACAACAAGCGUAUCUUCUUCUAAGGUCGCGUUUACUACUAAAGUAUUUCUGGAGGUCGAUAAUUAUAUUAUUUGGAAAUGAUAUAAGAUUCAGAAGGUAGUAAGUUUUUGAGUGAUUAUGUUCAAAAUUUAAAUUAAUCAAAACAAAAAUGUCCCUGAAGAGUACAGAUAAUAAACUGUUUUAAUUUUAUUGCCAGGUGGCUGUACAUAGCUUGAAAACAUGUUUUACGUUGAUACAAAUAAGAAAUCUUAAAAAGGCUUAAGGUUUACAAUACGAACACUAAUAAAGGUCACCAAGUACUUUCGAGAAAUGGUACAUACAUAUUUUAUUUUCUAAUGAGUCUGUAAUUAGAAUA
This is a messenger RNA of Diorhabda carinulata, 4368 nucleotides long. It is a transcript of the gene Ets98B, whose product is annotated as SAM pointed domain-containing Ets transcription factor. The record is from RefSeq and is a predicted model, not a curated record. The transcript is spliced from 5 exons. Gene Ontology annotation, cellular component: nucleus. NCBI's taxonomy places the organism in Eukaryota, Metazoa, Arthropoda, Insecta, Coleoptera, Chrysomelidae. The coding region runs from base 1281 to 2915 and encodes 544 amino acids. Gene Ontology annotation, molecular function: sequence-specific DNA binding; DNA-binding transcription factor activity, RNA polymerase II-specific. Gene Ontology annotation, biological process: regulation of transcription by RNA polymerase II; cell differentiation.